Molecule: messenger RNA, 1044 nt
Organism: Budorcas taxicolor (takin)
Lineage: Eukaryota; Metazoa; Chordata; Mammalia; Artiodactyla; Bovidae
Gene: APOL6
Product: apolipoprotein L6
Exons: 4
Coding region: 1-1044 (347 amino acids)
Biological process (GO): lipid transport; lipoprotein metabolic process
Cellular component (GO): membrane; extracellular region
Molecular function (GO): lipid binding
Source: RefSeq, a predicted model, not a curated record
AUGGGACCUGAAAAUCCUUUGAGUCGUGGUGACAGCUCUCAUUCUCCCGUGGACAAAAUGAGCAUGGAUUUGGUGCCACAGAACCUGCUGGACAGGGACGCGGAUGACAUUCUUCUGUGUGAUGAUGUGAAGCCGCAAGAUAGUGACCUGUCAGCUGAAGAAAGAAUAUUUUUGGAAGAGUUUCCCAACUUGAAAGGGGAGCUGGACGUGGACAUCCAGAAGCUCCAUGCCCUUGCACAUCACAUUGACACAACACACAAAACCCUCACCAAGACCAGCGUGGUGGCCAAUUCCAUCACCGUGGUCUCCAGAGCCAUGAGCAUCCUGGGCUUAGUCCUUGCUCCGGCGACAGCAGGGGGAAGCCUGGUGCUCUCCACUGCAGGUAGAGUUUUGGGGACAGCAGGGGAGGUCACCAGUAUCUUGACCAAUGUUUUGGAACGUUUUCACAGUCAAGAAGCCCAAGCUCAGGUUGGUAGCCUAAUGCCCUUCCGUGGCCGAAAAGUCAGGCAAGCUGGGACGGACUACAUCAUGGCCGCUGGAAAGGUGAUUCAGAAUUGUAGAAGCACCAUCGAGGAUGUUCAGAAGAGCAUCCGUGCCUUUCAGAUCACCAAGGCCCACCCACACCUGGCCACCGCUGCCAAGCGCCUCCUGACCACUGGCCAGGUCUCAGCCCAAAGGAGCAGGCAGGUGCAAAGGGCCUUCGAAGGUACCACGCUGGUGAUGAAAACCAAGGCUCGCUUGCUGGGCAGUGCGAUGGCUGGCUUUUCCCUCAGCGUGGACUUGGCCUCCCUCCUCAAGGACUGGAAGCAGCUGAAGGAGGGAGCCAGAACAGAGCUUGCAGAAGGGCUAAGGGCCCAGGCUCAGGAGCUGGAAAGGCAGCUGACACAACUCACCCAGUGCUACGAGAGCCUGCAGCAGAGGAAACUCUUGCAAGAAAAAAAGCCUGUGAGCUCUUCAGAGGGAACCAUGGGGACUGUGCCUCUGCCUCCAGCCACGUGUGGGGAAGCUGGAUCCCAGGUGACAGGGGAAGAUGAAGGCAAUUGA